AUGAGUCAAUAAGAUAUUUCUGAUUCAGAUAACUAUUCUAUGGAUUCAAUAAAACUAGAAAAACUAGAUGAAUUAAAUGAUUUAAAUUAUAAUGAUGAUAAUUUAGAUGAUUUAGAUAAAAUUAUUGCAGAUAUACAAAGUAUAAAAUAUCCAUAAAAUUUUAGAGAUUGAAUUUAAAUAAUAGAUUCCUUAGUAAGAUCAAAAUAAAAUAAAAAGAGGAGAGAGCUUAGAUUAAUUUAUUUGCAAUUUCUUUGUUAAAUAUUAAUUACAUAGAAGUUUAGAAAUAUUUUAAGUAAAUAUAUUAAAAAUAAAAGGAAGAAUGGACAGAAUUAACAAAGUCAACUAUGUUUCACAUUAAUAGUAUCAAUGCAAUUCCAGAUAUUUAUGUGUAGUUUGAGAAAUUAAAGGAUGAACUCUUAUUUUUAAAAGGAGAACUAGAAAGAUCACAGUUGAUGUCUGAAAAGGCUUCAAUAACACUAUAAAAAUUAAAAUAAUAACGAGAUUUUCAUAAACUAAAUUUUUAUAGAACAUAAUAAGAAAAGAAGCAAUUAUCAAUUGAAUAUGAUAAACUUAAAUAAUAACUGAAUUUCUAAGAAGAAAAAUUGUCUAAAUCAAAUAUCAGAAUUAUUGAUAAAAAAGAAUUGACUUAAGAAGAUCCAUUAUUAAAUAGAAAAAGAUCAUUAUUAAAAAAUACUUUAUAAUAAACAAAAAAUGAAGAGGAAAUAAAUAAUUAAAAAGAUAUUUAAAAAUUAAUAGAUAGAUUACCUCAAGUUAAGAAAUCUAGUGGAUAAUCUUUAUUGUUUAAACCAAAAAUAAAUAAAUGA
Paramecium pentaurelia is the source of this 824-nucleotide messenger RNA. NCBI's taxonomy places the organism in Eukaryota, Ciliophora, Oligohymenophorea, Peniculida, Parameciidae. The record is from the annotation of a GenBank genome assembly.